Molecule: messenger RNA, 222 nt
Organism: Thelazia callipaeda (thelaziosis nematode)
Lineage: Eukaryota; Metazoa; Nematoda; Chromadorea; Rhabditida; Thelaziidae
Source: the annotation of a GenBank genome assembly
AUGCGUGGUGUGUAUUCGAGAGAAGGAAUGGAGAGACGAGUGUUAGGGAAAAUGGAGUGGGUUGGAGGUAGAGGCACGCAAACGAGCGGAACUCUUAAUUCUGUCGAGACCACAUUCGCAACCUAUGCUGUUGUUCAUAUCUGCUGCUAUAAAUCUGAUUGCAGUCGGUUGUGUCAUCACCAUGCAGCUCUUUGUGUCUUCUUUAGAUGCACACCUCACUGA